Lotus japonicus is the source of this 1628-nucleotide messenger RNA. RefSeq names its product beta-amyrin 28-monooxygenase-like. NCBI's taxonomy places the organism in Eukaryota, Viridiplantae, Streptophyta, Magnoliopsida, Fabales, Fabaceae. The record is from RefSeq and is a predicted model, not a curated record. Gene Ontology annotation, molecular function: monooxygenase activity; oxidoreductase activity, acting on paired donors, with incorporation or reduction of molecular oxygen; heme binding. The transcript is spliced from 3 exons. The coding region runs from base 39 to 1466 and encodes 475 amino acids. Gene Ontology annotation, biological process: sterol metabolic process.
ACUAUGAUCAAACAUGCUAAGAACUUGUGCAGUUUGAAAUGGAAUUUUUCUGCCAAUCCUUGUUAUUAUUGCUGAUCACCUUGAUUGCAUCUAUCUGUAUUUUGCAGAAAAGAAAACUAAGUGGCACCAAAACCUUGCCCCCAGGUAGUUUUGGGUGGCCUCUAGCAGGUGAAACUUACCAAUUUUUGUUCAACAAGAUUGAACAUUUCCUUCAUGAUAGACUCCAAAAGCACUCCUCAGAGAUCUUCAAGACCAAGUUACUAGGAGAGCCAACAGUGGUUCUAUGUGGUCCUGGUGCAAACAAAUUCAUCUCCAUGAAUGAGCCAAAGGUUGUCAAAGUCUGGUACCUGAAGACCCAGAGAAGGUUCUUCAAUCUUCCUGAUCAACCACCACAUGCUGCAGCUAAGCCAAACCAAGGAGCUGUAGCUUCUGCUCCAGUGAAGAUCUUGGGGUUUCUGAAACCUGAAGGACUAGUUAGGUACAUGGGAAGAAAGAUUGAAUCAAUCACACACCAACAUUUCAUCAAACACUGGGAAGGAAAAACAGAACUGAAAGUGUACCCUUUGGUGAAGGAUUUUUCCUUUGCACUGGCCUAUCAAUUCUACUUGGGCAUUGAUGCACCCCACCAUGUGUCCAAAUUUGGCAGCAGGUUUGAUGACUUGUAUUCUGGGAUUUACUCAGUUCCUGUGUAUUUCCCAGGCUCUGCAUAUUAUAGGGCACUGAGGGCUGCAUCUGCAAUUAGGAUAGAGAUCCAGUGUGUUAUCAAAGAGAAGAUUGAUGCUUUGUCCAAAGGGGAAGUUAUGGAUGACCUAUUAGCACACAUAGUUGGUGCUGAGCUGAGUGGAAAAUAUGUGCCAAAAAUUGAAAUAAGCAAUGUCAUCAUGGGGUUGAUGAAUUCCAGCUACAUACCAAUAGCAAUCACUUUGGCUUUCAUGAUCAAGCAAAUUGGACAGAGGCUUGAUAUCUACCAGAAAAUCUUAUCCGAGCAUGUUGAUGUCAUAAGAUCUAAAGGAUCUGGUGCAGCACUUGAUUGGGACAGCAUACAGAAAAUGAAAUACACAUGGGCUGUUGCACAGGAAACAAUGAGACUCUACCCAACUGCACCAGGAGCAUUCAGAGAGGCUGUAGAAGAUAUCACCUUUGAAGGAUUUACUAUUCCAAAAGGAUGGAAGAUCUUUUGGGCAGUCAUGGGAACAAAUAAGAAUCCUAAUUACUUUGAUGAACCUGAAAGUUUUGAUCCAACGAGGUUUGAGAAGAAUGUUCCUGCUCCAUACACAUUUAUACCCUUUGGAGCAGGACCAAGAAGUUGCCCUGGAAAGGACUACACACGGUUUGUGAUUCUCACUUUCAUUCACAAUCUCAUAACCAAGUUCAAGUGGGAAGUUGUGCUUCCUGGUGAGAAAGUACAUGGUGCUUUGAUACCAAUCCCAGCAGAGGGAAUUCCUAUCCGUCUUCAUAGCCUUUAAGUUUUAGUCGUAUAUAUACAUGGCAUUCGAAGAGGCGCGGCACCUUUGGAACAUAAGGAUUUGGGGCUAUUUUUAACGGCUACAAUUCGUGUUUUAUGUUUUUUUUAAUACACGUAAAUUGUGGCUGCUAAAAACCGUAAUAAAAUAUGUAUGUUUCUGUUC